AUGCGAAGCGAAAACUACAAAAUGCAGCACAUGCACAAAAGUUCGGACGGGUCACGACGAUCAUAUCCUUACACUCCGCCGUUUGGAGAACUGGUAGACAGCGAUCCUUCGUUUGCCGAAAUGGAGAAGAUUGUCUGCGGAUCAAAUGGAAAACGACCACCAUUAGAGCCAUCAUGGACCAAUGGAAGCAAUGUCCAUCUGCAGAAGAUGGUCGGUUUGAUGGUAGACUGCUGGCAUCACUCCCCCCAUUGUCGCCACACAGCACUCAAGGUGAAAAUCGCUCUUGGUGAAGUAAUCGAAGAUCUGUUUGCGAUUCAGGAGCGCGAGGCAAAGGAGCGGAAUUCCAUGCCGGUGUCACGAGUAGUGGACGAAACGGAACGGCCACGGCCGUUUUCUGUGAGACCAGACCGAAUGCGUCAGCUUGCUACCACCUAG
Molecule: messenger RNA, 435 nt
Organism: Cooperia oncophora
Lineage: Eukaryota; Metazoa; Nematoda; Chromadorea; Rhabditida; Trichostrongylidae
Source: the annotation of a GenBank genome assembly